GAGAGCGAGUGGCGCCAUCUUAGUUUCGAACAAAAUACGGUUGGCCAUUUACGGCGGUUAUUUCUCGCUACAAGAAAGCUUCAGCAAAUGCAAAAACUAACAAGAAGGAUUAAUGGAUACUCGUUCAUAACUCUGAGCUGAGCUAAACGGUGUUUUCAACGUGGAGUUUGAAGAAUUCGUUGUAUAAAAGCCGCCCUUUGUUCGUGUAUUGUUGAACUUGUAGCCAGAGCGUUGAGUUCUCAAAGGCGAGACCCCACAAGAUCAGAAAUACUCAGUAUUUUUCGCUCAGACGAGACUAAAGGAACUCCACUGGAUGAUAAAGGUCAUAAGAAGAAAUUCAAAGAACUGUUUAGCUGGUUUAAAGAGAAGUUUUAAACUGUUGGAAGACGCGAAAUCGUGAGCCGAGAUCCUGUUGUCGUUUGGUUAGUUCGAGAUGUCGCCAUUUUAACGAACGCACUUAGUUGGGUGGGUAUUUUAUUGAUAUGUCGUAAAGCGAUUGCCGUACAACGUAACAAGGAAAGAAGAAGUUAUUGGCAGGGAUAAAUCGAAAUAUUUUUGAAGCUUAAAGACAUUAAUCUGGACUGGUUCAGAGUCAAAAGUUUCGUGAAAAAUAUAAGUACGGACUCGCUCAUUGCUUCGAGGUUGUUUCGGAAGCACCGAAGCUACGACUCGAAUUCCUCGAUCCUAAGAUCACGGAAACCUGAAAAGGGGAUUUUAGGUAAGUCCAGAAGCUCGUACUUCGACUGAUCGCAAAGAUCUGACGGAUUUAUUGUAUCAUGUUGUGAUAUAGUCUAAUAAAAUGGUAAGCAUCAGAGAACUGAUCGACAAUCUCCGAGCUACGAAGCCGCCAUACGAGUGUCCUUUGUGCCAAAAAUUUUACAAGAGCUACAGCGGAAUUGAAUAUCAUUUACAAACAUUCAAGCAUGAUGGGUCCGAUGCUCCUCCACCGCCAUCCUCGUCCAAAAAGAGUAAAGGAAGGGGCCGAAAGAGUGGAAAAACGGGUAAGAACAAGAAGCCUCCACCAUCACCCCCACAAGUCGUUGUUCGGGAAACACUAACUUAUGCUCAAGCCCAACUCAUAGUUGAAGUCGAACUUGAAGGACAAGUUAAUCGGAUUGGCAUUGAUGAUUCUUUACCAGUUACGGAGGAAAAAGAGUUAAAGGUUGCUGACAAGGUAGAGGAGACGAUAGAACAUGUAACUCCAAAACCUCUCACAAAAACAAAGAGUAAAAAUAAGCACGUAAAGAAUGAUGUUGAAAAUACUCCUACGUUGCCCAAGUCAGAUUUUGUAUCUCUAGAUGACUGUUUCCACCAGCCCGAUGCUCCUAUUAGGCCAACUACAUACUUUAGGUUCAUAGAACAGACGACUGAAGAAAUGGAUGAAAUGGUAGAGUAUGAUAUGGAUGAAGAGGAUUAUUCAUGGCUGGAUAUGAUCAAUGAACAGCGCAAGUCAGAAAGCAUUGCCCCAGUCUCUCAGGAAGUAUUUGAAACUUUGAUGGACAGGUUGGAAAAGGAGUCAUAUUUUCAGAGCCAAACUACAUGCGACCCAAAUCAGUACAUUGAUGAGGAUGCAGUUUGUUGUAUUUGUAAUGAUGGUGAAUGCCAAAACAGUAAUGUUAUUCUAUUUUGCGACAUGUGUAACUUGGCUGUCCAUCAAGAGUGUUAUGGGGUCCCAUACAUUCCUGAAGGACAGUGGCUCUGCCGACGUUGUCUGCAGUCACCAUCAAGGGCAGUGGAUUGUGUCCUAUGUCCAAACAAGACUGGAGCUUUCAAGCAAACAGAUGAUGGUCGCUGGGGACAUGUGGUUUGUGCACUAUGGAUACCAGAAGUUUGUUUUGCAAAUACGGUGUUUCUUGAACCUAUUGAUUCGAUAGAAAAUAUCCCAUCAGCUCGCUGGAAGCUCACAUGCUAUAUCUGUAAGCGUCGUCAGGGAGCAUGCAUUCAGUGCUUCAAAACUAACUGUUAUACUGCAUUUCACGUAACAUGUGCGCAACAAGCUGGUCUUUUCAUGAAAAUUGAACCAAUAAAGGGAGAAAAUGGGCAAAUGACAGUUCGCAAAACAGCAUACUGUGAUGCUCAUACUCCAGACUACCUAAACCCUGAUAAAGAACAGGAAGAGGAGAGUGAAGAGAAACUCCUUCCUGUUAAAAACAAGCUAGCUACCAAGAAUGGAACAUCCAAGCGCAGUAUCAAAAAGUUUAGAAAGCUUCUUGCAGAAAAGAAAACUAUGCCUGUUCCUGUCGUCAAUAUUCCAUUCAUUCCAGCUCACAGGUUAGGGAAGAUUGUAAGCAGGGUUGCUAUGGCGAGGAAAGCACAGUUUGUCCAAUCUCUUCAAAGUUACUGGAUGUUAAAACGCCAAUCAAGAAAUGGUGUUCCUUUGUUGAGAAGGUUACAAGCCACACAUCUCAGUCAGAAGGGAGGAGGAGAUGAAUCAAGUGAAAGAUCAGAGAGAAUAAAGGCCAUGAAGGAGCAGCUACACUUCUGGCAGAGGCUUCGACAUGAUCUUGAAAGAGCUAGACUGCUAGUGGAGCUGAUCAGGAAGAGAGAGAAACUGAAACGAGAACAUGUUAAAGUAAAGCAGCAUGUUGUGGAUCUGAAAUUGCAGCCACUGAACAUGGUGUUGAGGAAAGCCUUAGAACAAAUCCAGAAUAAAGAUACCGGUGACAUCUUCAGUGAACCAGUGAAUCCUAAUGAGGUUCCUGAUUAUCUUGAUGUUAUUAAAACCCCAAUGGAUUUCUCAACCAUGGGUUCAAAAAUAAACUCCAACUCCUACCACACGAUAGACCAGUUUGAAGCUGAUUUCAGCCUAGUCAUAGAAAACUGCUUACAAUACAACGCUCCAGACACCAUCUACUACCGUGCAGCUCAGAAAUUGAGAGACCAGGGGAGGCCCAUCAUCCGAGCUGCACGCAGACAGAUUGAAAGGGCAGGUAUUGACCCAGUCACUGGCUUGCACACUAAGGAGGCUCCCACCCUUGCUGAUAGGGAACCAACUGAGGAAGAUUUCAUUUUGACUGACGAACAAAGAAAAGAAAUGAGUUUAGAAGAACAGCUGAAGGAUUUGACGGAAAAACUUGACAUGACACAAGCAAUAAAACAUGGAGGUGUGAGGGCAACAAGAGUUCGAACGCUUAGAAAAGAAAUUGCUCUUGUUAGACGGAAACUGAACCAGGAAAAAAGACGCCUUUCUGAAUCAAGUGGCGGUGCUUUUAACGAUGAAAGACGAUCAAGAUCUUGUGACGUAUUCACCAGUGAAGAUUCAGCCAAUGAAAUACCUCCAAAUAAAAAACCAAGGCUUGAAGAAAACACGCUUCCCGAAGGAGACAUGGCAACUACACAUCCCGCGGGUACCGUGGCGUCUGAACCCAAGGCAACCGCUGACYCGUCUAUCUCCACGGCAACCACCAACCCCAGCCCUGGCAUGAGCCGAAGGAGUGGGAUCCUCUUCAACAAAGGUCGAAGUCGUGUACGACGAAACUUGAAUGUGACGAACGACAAGUCGUAUGUGGAUGGCUCUGUGGUUCCAAACCACGUUCUACAACCGGUCAAUCAUAAGAAAAACACCGACGUCUCUACGGAGUCGGAGGUGACUCACAAUCACAAGACAGAUGUCAACAGAGGAGUAGAAAGUUUGUUUGAGGAGAGAAACCCGGUCAGAGAUACGAACAAUAAGUGGCGCAGUGACAUCGGUAAUCAUGAAGGGACGUACCAUCACAGAAAACCGUACAAAACAGAGCUUGGUAAACUUAUCGAGGACGCGACUCUACCAAUGUACGAAUGUACGAAUGAGGGACGCGACUUUGUUUUUACUAACGGCUUGAGACAAAGGAAUAACCGAUCGUAUACUAGUGGGUCGGAAUCUGAUGCCGAAGUAAGGGCUAACGGUGGCAGACAGAAAAAGGUAAGGCUGUUCUCGUCGGUUUCGGAGGAUGAGCAAAGUACAACGGACACUGAGAUAGGCGCGGCUGAGAAUCGGGUUGCGAACGGGCCAGUCGAGGAUAUGGUAAAGAAGAAGCGACAGAGAAAGACCACGACGGAUUCUGAUUUGGAUUUAACACCACUUGAACCGUUAGAACUGGUGUGGGCCAAGUGUCGUGGAUAUCCCUCAUACCCAGCUUUGAUAAUAGACCCCAAGACAAAGAAAGGAUUGGUGUAUAAUGGUAUCCCAAUACCUGCGCCUCCAGAAGACGUGAUGAGAGAGAGAUCAGUGACAGAUGACUCGCUGUAUUUAGUACUCUUUUUUGAUACAAGACGGACAUGGCAAUGGCUGCCUCGACAUAAAUUAGAAUUAUUAGGAGUGAACAAGGCGAUAGACGAUAGCAAGCUAAUGGAGGGCAAAAAGCUGUCCAUGAGAAAGUCACUACAAAAAGCUUACGAACGAGCUAUCAUGCAUCAAAACCAAGUAGAAGCAGGUAGAAGAAGCAUGGAGGAAGGUGACGAGGGCGAGGAUGAAGAUGAGGAGGAGGAUGAUAAUAUCAGUGAAAAUGGGUUCGACUAACCUCACAUCUUUGAUCUUGCCGUGAAUGUUUUCAUACAGUGUUUUAUACGUUAUCCUGAUUUUGUUUCAGUCGCACAUUUUUAGUUCAAAUCUCUACUGCUACUUAUUCGCGUUGUCGGUCUAAUAUUGUUUCGUGUGCGCUAAGCAUAGGUAAAUCAGUGAUGAAAAUUUUGAAAACUUCUUAUCCUGUCUAAUUUUUCCUGGGGUGGGGUAGGGUCCAAGCUAAUCCUAUAAUCACUUUCAGUUCAGAUUUUGAUAAAUUCCAAUGACAUAUAUAACGACUAAGGCAGAUCAAAUCGUGUCACUCCUAUGUACAAAAUAUCCACGUUGUUUUUUCCCGUUCGUAUUUGCAACGCAAGCCAUAAUAACAUACGCAAGCGCAGAUAAUACGUGUAACCCCCUGAACGUUUUUCUUCCCAAAUAUAAAUCAUAUAUGUUUAUCAUUUGCGCUUGAUUAUAUUGUAACCAUAUUGUUUCCGUCGAUAAUGAAAGCUAAGCCUCCCCCCUAAAAUUGUCUUGGGUGUGGUCAUUCGCGGCAGGGAUCAACUUAGUCUCUUACAUAGAUGUUCUUAGUGUCUGUCACGCAACGUUGCGUUCGAAGCUAGGAUGAACAGCAGAGACUUGUAGCUGUAUGACACCUGUAGAAUUAAUCCUUGUAUAGCUUAAGCAUUUUUCUUACUCCAGUGUCUUCAUGUGCUCAUUCAUCCAUCGCUGCUUGUUGCGAGUUAUUCGUAAUGCUCAAAUAGUAAUUUCUAUAUGAAAUUUUAAAAAUAUCUUUUCAAUAUUAAAUUCGUAUUUAAAAAGAAAUCAGGGGUCAAAUUGGAACUGUUUUUGUGUGAACAUUUUUUGUUUGUUUUUAUGAAAUGAAAUGAAGCUGACAGAUGUACUAUAUUGUAAAUUAAAGCACUCGUAAAGUGGACGUGUUAAAUGAUGAUAGACGUGUGGUUUUCGAAUAACUCUCAACUAGGGUUAUCUACCAUGUAACCCUAUAUUUGUUAAUAUAUAGUGUACAAAAUAUACGUUACAAACGCUGUUAAAUUCUACUUUUUAAAUUACCCAUCUUUGAGGGCUUAUUAAAAACACUCACUUUUAUACCGAA
This is a messenger RNA of Actinia tenebrosa (Australian red waratah sea anemone), 5597 nucleotides long. RefSeq names its product peregrin. Gene Ontology annotation, biological process: regulation of transcription by RNA polymerase II. Gene Ontology annotation, molecular function: protein binding. The record is from RefSeq and is a predicted model, not a curated record. Lineage: Eukaryota; Metazoa; Cnidaria; Anthozoa; Actiniaria; Actiniidae.